GUCAAUAGCGGAGUAGCUCCGCCUCUCACUGAAACAGCAGAGUAGCAAGCAGAGAGAGUAAAUAGAGAAAGCCCAAAGAUGGCGGACUCACUGAGCUUCAUCCACUUUGCAGAUACCGACAAAAACCCGCUCCAGAAACCCAAGGAACCCAAAGGAGCGUCGGAUAGCAUACCGCAGUCUUCCCGGGAUCACCACCCCCCGCCGCCCAAAAAAGUCCGAAACGAAGAGAAGAACCUUAAACCCAAGAAACUAAAUGGAGAAGGAGGUCGAGGUGGUGCAGUCGAGAAGCAGCAGCAGAAACAGAGCUAUGGCAGCCCAACAACAUGGAGCUUCAAUGAAAUUAAGACGAACACUCCGACUCAGCCGACCCAGACUUCUCUCCAUAAAGUCUUCACGCCCAGCGCCUUUCAGUCCACCUCCAUAAAGCCUAAAAAGCCUAAGGAGAAACGGGAGAAGGAAAAGGAGAAAAAUAAACACAAGCCAGUCCCAGAAAAUAACAGCCUUGCUGGGACGAAGAAGGAAAACGGGGAGGUGAAGUUGGUGCAGAAAGAUCAGAAUAAUAAAGAAAAGGAGAAAGACAAGAAGAAACACAAAGUUAUGAAUGAAAUUAAGAGGGAAAAUGGAGAAGUGAAAUUGCUGCAGAAAGGAGAAAAAGAAAAGCCAAAAAUAAAUGCAGAAGAGCUGCAGAUCAAAAAAGUGAAGAAGAAAAAGAAAAAGAAACACAAAGAAACCGAAAAAAAAAAACGGCCCAAAAUGUACAGCAAAUCCAGCCAGACCAUAUACUCGGGGCUUGGAUCUGACUCCAUUGGUCAAGGAGCCAAACCAAGCAAAGAGGAGGAGUGUGACAUCAAACCACCAGCCCACCUCUUCCAAGAAGAUCCCAGCAUGGAGAAAAAGCACUGCAAUCCACCCAAUGCCAAGCCCCCAGAAAGCAGGGUCCCUCCCUUCGUCUCCUUAAAGAAACCCAAGGUUCAGACCCAGAUACCAGGGUUGGACAACUUGGAGUUCAAAAGGUUAAUUCACAUAGAGCAGCAGCCUAAUGGAGGGGCCUUAGUAGUGCAUGCUUACAGCAAAGAGCUGUCUUGCCUGUCUCCUAUGGAGAUGCAGAGGUUUGCUGAAGAGUUUGUUACACUGUCGUUUAGUGAAGAUGAGAAUUGUGCAGCUUAUUACGUAAUGGGUAUAAUUCAUGGGGCAGCUAUGUACCUACCAGAUUUCCUGGACUACUUUUCAUUCAACUUUCCGAACUCUCCAGUGAAAAUGGAAAUCUUGGGAAAGAAAGAUAUCGAGACAACUACUAUGUCAAACUUCCAUGCUCAGGUAAAAAGAACCUACUCGCAUGGGACGUACCGAGCUGGUGCGAUGAGACAGAUCAGCCUGGUGGGAGCUGUGGAUGAAGAAGUAGGAGAUUACUUUCCAGAAUUCAUCAGCAUGUUAGAGGACUCACCCUUUUUAAAACGAACAUUACCUUGGGGAACUUCUUCUAGUCUUAAACUAAAGAGCCCAACAGACAGCGAUGACGGGCCCAUCAUGUGGGUACGCCCUGGAGAACAGAUGAUUCCUGUAGCUGACAUGCCAAAGUCACCUUUUAAAAGAAAAAGGACUACCAAUGAAAUCAAAAACCUCCAGUACCUACCUCGGACCAGUGAGCCCCGUGAGAUGCUGUUUGAAGACCGAACUCGGGCCCAUGCGGACCACAUAGGGCAGGGCUUUGAGCGCCAGACCACAGCAGCAGUGGGGGUCCUCAAGGCAGUACACUGCGGAGAGUGUCCUGAUCCACCUCGAAUAACCAAAGAUGUGGUUUGCUUUCACGCUGGAGAUUUCUUGGAGGCAGUGCAAAGACUGCAGUUGGAUCUGCAUGAACCCCCUCUGUCACAGUGUGUACAAUGGGUCGACGACGCAAAGCUUAACCAGCUUCGACGGGAAGGAAUCCGCUAUGCUAGGAUUCAGCUUUACGACAAUGACAUUUACUUUAUACCCCGCAAUGUUGUGCACCAGUUUAAAACGGUCUCGUCCGUUUGCAGCUUAGCUUGGCACAUACGCUUGAAACAAUAUCACCCAGAGGCAGAGGCGUCCAAUAAUUCCAAUGAAUCCGAAGAAGGGACAGAAACAAAAGCAACUCUAGAACACACCGGUGUCAAUGUAAAGGCCAGCGAGUGUACAGUAAGCACCGAUACCUCUGUAGACUUUAAACCUCAGCAACAAAGAAAAGAGCCUAAGGACACUAAGCUUCCAGAAAUCAAAGUGGAACCUGAAGACUUGCUUCUGGAAAAGAACACAAAGCCUGCAGAGGUCACACAGCCACAAAGCAAAGUGAAAUCCCAGCACUCGGAAUGUCAAACCACUUCAGCAAAGCAUCCGCACAGUGUGCUGGCAGAGACACCGACAGAAGUCAGUACCCCAGAAUCUCAGUCCAGGAACGAGAGUUCAAAGGACAUGCUCUACACAAACGCUCCUGAGGUCACAAGGCCGCACCCUUCAGUAAAACACCACCUGCAUGAGCAGCAGAAAGACUUUUUAUACUAAUUUGUACAUAUUGUUUUUAUAUCUUUUGUUUUUAUGAUCUUCAGCAGUGUGGUGUACUAUAUGGAAUAUGUAAGCUCUGUGGGGCAGGCUUGCGGCUUGCUCUCUACUCUGUUACCGAAUGAAUACAUAGCAAAUGUAGCUUGUAACACAUUCCUCAGUGCCUGUCCGUAACUGUGAACUAUCAAAGCACUUAGGGCCAGCUGCACUGUUACACUGCAGGUUUGAAAUAAACAGGUCCUUAAAUAAUAUAUUUUUAAGUUGUAGGUUUUAGAUGUAUUAGAGCUGACAUGAACAUAUAUAUUUUUUGUAAGAUGAGCCAGAAUUCUUUUGAUGACUCCAGGCUUUUCCAUAGAGCUUAUUUAUAUCAAAUUGUUUUCCAUUUGAAAUGUGUCAGCACUGUAGUGUAAAUAACUUUUUUUUUUUUUUAACUUGUGUGGUUUAUACUUAAAUAAGAACCUCCUAAUAAAGUUUUAGAAAAAUGGAAUGUUGUUGAAACAAGGGCUACACUGAACAAUACAUAAGAUUAAGUGACCCAAAGCAAGGUAGGUUCAUGUGGCUAAUUUAGUGCUCUUCCAUGAUCAUGAUACACAUAAUUGUCAUUUUUGCACUUGCAUAGAAGAUAUGAGGCAUGGAAUCAGCGUAGAAGCAGCAUUUUGCUUCAGAACUUGUACACUUUGAUAAUAUUAAUACUGUGG
Molecule: messenger RNA, 3218 nt
Organism: Polyodon spathula (Mississippi paddlefish)
Lineage: Eukaryota; Metazoa; Chordata; Actinopteri; Acipenseriformes; Polyodontidae
Product: lysine-specific demethylase RSBN1L-like
Exons: 8
Coding region: 79-2523 (814 amino acids)
Cellular component (GO): nucleus
Source: RefSeq, a predicted model, not a curated record